Monopterus albus (swamp eel) is the source of this 5064-nucleotide messenger RNA. RefSeq lists its product as uncharacterized. NCBI's taxonomy places the organism in Eukaryota, Metazoa, Chordata, Actinopteri, Synbranchiformes, Synbranchidae. The coding region runs from base 404 to 2560 and encodes 718 amino acids. The record is from RefSeq and is a predicted model, not a curated record. The transcript has 6 exons. Gene Ontology annotation, cellular component: nucleus. Gene Ontology annotation, biological process: regulation of transcription by RNA polymerase II.
UUCCGGUGUCGUCCAUGUUAUUUUAGUGUACCUUGACUCUGGAGAUAGAAGGUAUCCAUGAUGACAACAUUAAAAUACCAACAGUAGUCACGGCCUUGGAAUUACCUGCUAAUGUUAUUUUAGCAGAAAUGUUUAUCAGUCGUCCUUGCGUCGAAUGUCGUCUGUGUUUGGAAAUAGCUUAGCGGGAUAACGCUAGCUACGUAGCUAGCAUGAACCGGGACUGUUGCUGCUUUUGUUUACAUCCAGUCCUAAUGAUGAUGGGCCUGGAUAGGUGUGUUAGCUAACCCCGCUACCAGAGAUGUUUCAGGGAAAUAGUGACGUCCUAAAGGCCGGCGACAUCCAUCAAAACCGCUGCCACCUGAUGAGUAAGAACACCUGCAGUUUUAACUUUUAAGGACACUUGAUGGAAGUGUCUCCUAAGGAUUCGUCUCUGAUGGCUAUGGACCUGUCAAAGAGCUACAACCCCCUGACCUGCAGCCACACUGAAGCCAUGGAUCUGGCAAAGAAACCUGAAUGGUACCACCGACGUCCACCUAGCUGCAGCACAGACUUCACCUCUUCGUACAGACCCAGAGCCUCGUCUUCAUACAACUCUCUUUCCACACAGCCAGGAGCACCUGUCCACUGCAGAGACAUGGAGCAGGGCACUGAUGCUUUAGGUAACUAUAUGAAUUCAACACUCGCUCCAGGGCUGGAUCUGUACCAUGAUGGAGUUCACAGCAACCUGUGGCAUCGGGGUUUCUAUGUGCCUGACCAAAGCAGUGGCCCAGUUCCUGAAAGCAGUGGCGGAGAAGAAAGCGACAGUGGCUCCGAUGUUAUUUUCCUCGUUUCUUCAGCGAAAGAGCCACUCUUAUGCAGUUCCUUCAUCCAAGACAGUGUUAGGCACAUUGUGGAGCCUUUGUCUCCGACUGUGUCCUCACUGGAUGAAGGGAGAGGUUGCUGUCACCUACCUCAACCUCUGAGCUCACCUAGUCCUGACAGUUCAUAUUCAGAAGACUCCUCAGACAGCUCAGUGGACAUUCCUGUUCAUCACGCCAGGCCUGUAGUCCUCCUGUCAGACCUUAGGGCUGUUUAUGGCAGCCCUGCUGAAUCCCCCGUGGAUAUUUCCAGUGAUGACAGCGACAUUGUUGAAGUUUCAGUCACUAAUGAAAAGAAGAAAAGCCACAGUUUUCCUCACAAGAAGAAUGUUCCUAAGAAGCAUCAGGUGAGGAAACCCCCUCACAGUGAGAGUGGAAAACCUCCACCCAGAGAAGUCCGACGUAGUACCAGAAUCAGAAAAUCAGUCGCUGAAAUGCCUCAGUUCACCUCCAGUGUGUCUCGGCACAGUUUGAGGAGACGGGUCAAAAACGAUGCGGUGGGUAUCUACAAUGAAAGUUGUGAUUCUGAUGAUAUUAUGGAGUAUGUGAUGAGGUUGUCCAGCUCAGAGACAGAGGAGACCCUCCUGCAGCCACAGAAAGUGAGCAGUAAUUCAGAAGAGUCGGAUAUAGAUGUUCGGACAGAGGGGAAAUCGCCGCAUGGAGAGAAGCAGCCCUGCCACAAAGCUUCAUACGCAAAAAGCAUUAAUCAUAAGCGAAAGAAGCCACUUACCAUUUGUAAAACCAAAAAGUUGAGAAGAACUGAACAGAAACAAAAGAACAGCAUAGCACAUCAAAGGGCCUCGCCGUGCAGGAAUGUGUCAGCAAACAGAAAAACUAUCACAAGACGAAGGAAGAAAAGGCGAACUCAGACUGGACCUUCUGCUCUGUUUUCUCCCAGAGAGCCGGAAAUCAAGCUUAAAUAUGCAAACAUUAAAGUGGAGAAAAAGGACAAGAAAUCAGACAGCUUCUGUCCCUUUGUUCACAUGGAGCAGAGGAUGUGCACCAUUGUCAACUGUCAGGAGGAGGAGGUGACAGUAUGGAGCAGCAGAGGACAGCAGCAGUCAGCUGUCACCUCUCUGUCUGGAUUUGUUCCCAAUACAUCCUGCUUCCAACUAGGACGACUCAGCUCAGAGAGAAUGCCUCAGACCACAUUGUUGUGCUGCCUGUGCAGUCAGACAGCCAACGCCAUGGGCCUCGGGGACCUUCACGGCCCGUACUAUCCUACCAACCUGUCUGUGGACUGGCAGAACUGCAGGGCUGAGCAGAAGGAAGAAGAGAACGAAAAUAUACUCGCUAAUAGUCAUUCAGUAAAUUCCUCAGAUGGUUGUUGUGAUAGUAAUGAACAUGCAGCUGUCAAAAGUUUGUGUGAGAGCAACAACUACUCCCUCCCCAAGGUGCCUCUUCAUCUGGAUGAGUGCUGGAUCCACGAGGACUGCGGUAUCUGGUCUGCCGGUGUAUUUCUAGUCAGAGGGAAGCUGUAUGGGUUAGAGGAGGCCGCCCGGCUUGCACAACAAACAGUGUGCGCAGCAUGCUACCAGACAGGUGCAAUACUGGGUUGCUUCCAGAAGGGCUGUCCCAGAAAUUAUCACUACAGAUGUGCCAUUCAGUCAGGCUGUGUCCUCAAUGAAGAGAACUUUUCAAUGAGAUGUCCGGAGCACAAGAACAAGUCGUUCACAAGUGUAACCAGACAACACAAGAGAUGACGUGAAAGACAUGAAGAGGCACUGGAGAAUGGUCCACAGAUCUCCUCAGGGUGCGACGUGAGCUGCCUGACUUCACUUCUGCUGUCUUAUAACACUAAUUAAUGUGUGUGCUUGAGCAGAAGGCAAACCUUCUGGUAAGAUUUCACUUGCUAUGACAUGGCUCAAACCAGGGGUCACUUUAGGAUUUUUAUAAGAUGAGUCUUUUGUUUCCGUUUAUUUCCUUCCUUUCAUAGGUCUUAACACAGGCAGUUGCACCAAUUGGACUGAGCCAAGGUGUUUGUAUGUGUGUAGGUGUGUGUGUGUGUGUGCGCGCGCGUGUGUGUAAGUGUAUUUAUUGUUUUUCUUGGAGAGCCACACUUGGGCUUACCACAUCAUAAAUACAGUUUAUUAUUUGAGCAUAAUGAUUAAUUACAAUUAAAGGAGUUUAAUUAAUUUGUGGUAUAGAACAUAAUAUCUUUAUAUACUGUGAGGCCACUUUUUUCCUUUUACAGUUUUUAUACUACUUUUCUAUUACAGUUAAUGCUUCAGUCAUCACAUAACUGACAUUAUUUAUUCUCAUAAGAUGCAUGCACAGUUGAUGUUUUCUACAGUGAGUUUAUAGGAUCAUUUUUAAUUGCUGUUUGUCUAUUUCUAGACUUGUUUCUUCUCUUUGUACUAAAAUUAUUUAAACUUAAAGCUGCACUAAGCAAAAUUUAUAUAUAAUUUAUUGACUUUUUCUCUAACUCACAAAGUAGGUCUGCAAAAGAGAAUAUCCCAUUCACAGAAAUUGAGAACACAAACUGUACAUUUACUGUAUUUAACAUAAUGUAUUCCUAUUAAUCUUAUUUUUAUUUCUAUUUCUGGAUUAGAUGGCUCGCUCAUGUGGAAACAGAGAUUUGGUAAACAGAAUGAAAUACCUCAUUAACAGCAGUGAGAGUUGAAAAAGACCCAUGUUUCCGAAUUAUGUUUUGUGGCUGAACUGGUAAAUUCAGUCCAGCCAAAUCACAAAAAAAUCACCCCAAGUACUCUAACUCAGAUAGUUUGGGUUUUUAGAGCCGCAGUUGAUCCACAGAAAAUUAUUUGGAUGUGCAUUUAUAUCAAAGAUAAAAGAUUUUUAUUGUCAGUUCACUAUAUGUGCAGGACAUACAGAAAAUCAAAAUACCGUUUCUCUCUCACCAAGUAUUGAAUGCCGUACAAUUUAAGAAACUAUAAUGGAAUAAAAAUGGGGUAGAAUAAAAAUGGAAUAAAAUAGAAUAAGAAAACUAAAUUAAUUAGGAUAAAUCUAAAUGUUAACUAAAUCAGUGACAGUAGUGCAAAUAAUAACCAGAAGGUUGUCAGAUAGUUAGCAUCAGCAGUUUUUAAGUAGUUUUUUUUUUCUUGCCCAACAAAAAUACUGACUCCAGUUUCUCAAAUGUGAGAACUGGGAGACAAACAAAUCUGAAUGUCACUUUGGGGUCUGAGAAAAUGUGAUGGACAUUUUUGAUAUUGAGUAUUUGAGAAAAUAAUAAACUUAAUCAGGGAUAAAAAAUAAUCUUUACUGUAGCCUUAAUGAUUUAAUUUGCGGAGGUUGUGCCAAAUUUGCUAUUAGAAAUUCCUGUUCGCUUUGUACCACGGGUGUACAGACAAGCUGUCACUGGGUUACUUUGAUACUGAAGAAUCAAACUCAAGUUCUGCAGUUAUGGGGAGCAUCUUUUUCCCAUGAUUUGUAACCAAAUUUAUGGACUAUAAUUUGUGAUAGUAUCUUUGGAAAGUGUGCACCUCAAAUCAGUUUUGACUCCUAAAAUGAGUACAAACUACAGCAAUCGGCAGCAAUUAAAAUUUCCAUUUUCAUUUUUUGAAAAGUGUCAGUAUAACAGUGGAUAAUGCUUACAAAUACAACUAAGAAGAAAUAAAUAGGUUAAUAAAACUGGUAUAAAUUGGUAAAUAUUUUUGUGUUUUGGGUGAAUUCUCCCUUUAAUGUAUUUGUCGUCUCAUGGUUCCAUGUGGAACUGAAGUUGCCUAGUGCAGCUUUAACCAUCCAUCUUUGUAUAAUCCCUUGUGUUUCAGUUCUCACAAAUCGUUACUGGACUGACAGAUGACAGACGCACACUGUUUAGAAAGAGAGGGUUUUAACUAAAUUGUCAGUUUGAUCCCAUGCCUGCACUUUCUAUUAUUUGAGGAAUAAAAAGAUAAUUAUUAAUGUUAUUUAAUAAAAGUCACUAAAACUGAAGCCCUGUCUUUCUCUUGACAUAGAAAAGUAGAUUUAGAAAUGGUAACAUUUCCAGUGAAUCUUUCACAGUGUUGUUUUGCAAAGCUUAGAAAGCUCAGUAGAUGUUGUUUUGCAAAAUCUUUACUGCUCCUACACAGGAACAGCAUGUUUUUGCUGCAAGGAAGAUACCGUGUCCGGGUUUUGGCACAUCACCAACCAUCUGAAGGGAUUUCUUCUCAAAGUGUUUACAUUCUCUUCCCAAACAAGUGAAAAUAUGUGCCAGGUUUGGGUGAAAACAAUAUUUUCAGUGCAGCUAGGCUCUAAAAAUGGGCAGAAU